Messenger RNA from Morchella sextelata, 1602 nucleotides. RefSeq lists its product as uncharacterized. Gene Ontology annotation, cellular component: mitochondrial inner membrane. Bases 1 to 1602 code for a protein of 533 amino acids. The transcript has a single exon. Gene Ontology annotation, molecular function: ATP binding; ATP hydrolysis activity. Gene Ontology annotation, biological process: mitochondrial respiratory chain complex III assembly; protein insertion into mitochondrial inner membrane from matrix. The record is from RefSeq and is a predicted model, not a curated record. NCBI's taxonomy places the organism in Eukaryota, Fungi, Ascomycota, Pezizomycetes, Pezizales, Morchellaceae.
AUGGACAUCAGCGGCCUCGCCCACGCCAUCUCCGGCGCCGCCGGCAUGAGCCCAAACAGCCUCGUCGGCCUCCUCAGCCUCGGCGCCAUGGCCACCAACCGCGUCCCCGGCCUCGAAGUGAUCCGCGACUACUUCCACAGCCUCAACCUCGACUUCGGCACCCUCACCACCUGGUUCAUGCUCGCCACCGCGCUCUGGACCGGCUCCAUGUUCCUCUGGAACUAUGUCUGGGCGCUUAUCGAGAAGCACUACACCUGCAGCAUGCGUCUGGUGAACCAGUACGGCAGCUUCAACAACGACUUCCACACCUGGCUGUGCGAGACGCAGGGCGACCAGCUCCACGGCACGAGCAGCUACGACGUGGAGCUGCACUCCCGGAGGACUGCCCUGCCCGCAGAGGCCAAGGUGCAGAUAUACUACCAGAUCACCGCCAACGCCGAGUACUCCUUCCGCCACAACGGGCACCUCAUCAGGGUCACAAAAUCCAUAGUCCGCCAAUACGAGGACAACGAGCAGCAGGUCACCACGCUGCGGACCUACGGCCGCGGCAACAAAGUGCUAAAGGCCCUCCUCCAGGAAGUCUUCGAACACACGCGCACCGUGCAGAAGGAGAUGACCAGCGUCUUUGGCCCACACCGCAUCGACGACGCCGGCCGCGACGUGCACUGGCGCCGCAUAAUCUUCCGCCCCAAGCGCCCCAUCGCGAGCGUGGUGCUCGAGGACGACCAGCGCGACAAGCUCGUGGCCGACAUCGCGGAGUACCUCCUCCCGCAGACAAUCACAUGGUAUGCAAACCGCGGGCUGCCAUACCGCCGCGGGUACCUCCUAUACGGGCCGCCGGGCACAGGGAAAACUAGUCUUAGCAUGGCGCUGGCUGCGCACUUUGGUCUCGGCGUGUAUGUGCUCUCGCUCACGCAGCGCGGGCUCGACGACGAGAGCCUGGCCGCGUACUUUGCGCAGCUGCCGACGUACUGUAUUGUCCUGCUUGAGGACGUUGAUGCAUCUGGUGUACGGCGGGCAAACGACUCUAUCGCCGCCCCUGCAUCUCCCCCUACCACUGUCUCCAAGACCACCUCCCCGAAAGACAAGGACCCACCCAUCGCCGGCCCUCCGCUUCCAACCGAGAUGCAUAAAACAAAAGUAACCUUCUCCGGCCUCAUCAACGCCAUCGACGGCGCCAGCGCCAGCGAAGGCCGCAUCCUCAUCAUGACCACCAACCACCGCGAGCACCUCGACGAGGCGCUGAUCCGGCCGGGACGGGUCGACCUACAGAUCGCCUUCUCGUAUGCCUCGCGACCCGUCAUUGCCCGCAUCUUCGAGAACCUGUAUGAUGUCAGCAGCGAGGAUCUCGCACUGCGGGAUUACAUCCCCGAGGACUUUCCCGGGAAGGAGGAGAUUGGGAAGAUGGCGGCGAGGUUUGCGGACAUGGUGCCGGAGGGGCGGUUUACGCCCGCUGAGGUGCAGGGGCUGUUGUUGUGCUACAAGAAGGAUCCGAGGAGGGCGGUGGAGGUGGCGCCGGCGUGGGUGGAGAGGAGGUUGGCGGUGAAGGAGGAGAAUGAGAGGAGGGCGAAGGUGGCGAGGGCGGGGGUGGAGUCUUCGUGA